AUGAAGCACGUUAGUCCUAGCCGUUUAAAAUUAAGUGAAAAAAGAAUUGAGCAUAUAGGAGAUGAUGCAUCUAUAUAAGAUAAACAAAUUAGAUUUGAUUUCACCAACCUACAAAAUAUAAACAAUACAGAAAGAAAGUUUGGGUCGAUUGAAAACUUGAAUCUUCAAAUUGAUGAUGAUAAAGCAGAAUUUGAUACUGUUAAAACAGAUUUUGACAAAUAAAAAUAGACUUAAUACUAGAAUGAUUAUGUUUUGGGGUUAAACACAACUGAAGAGCAAAAAAUGACUAAUGAGCAAUUAGAAAAUGAUAAAAAGAAAAGGGAUCUCAAUAGGUAUAUAAUAAAUCCAGAAACUUUGAAGUUAAAGAUAGCAUAAGAUCAAAAAUAUCAAUAAAUAUUUGAGCCAGUAAAUCUAAAUGAAAUUUAUAAACUUGAGGGAAAUGAAAACAAAGACUUAUGUAAAGAUUAUUUCGAGAAUUAAAUCAAGCAAAAGAUUGGAAAGGCGCUUGCAGAUCAUUUUAACAAAAAUUACCGAAAAGAUUUAAAACAAAAUUAGGAUAAAACUGAAGUUCAAGCAAUUAAAGAUCCUUAAAAAUCUUAGGAUUUUGCAGAACAUAUUAAAAGCAAAGGUUUGUCAGAACUUUUUGAAAAAAAUAAGCUUAAUAAUACAGAGGCCAAAGACAAAUAAAAAACUGGCCAGGAAUAAAGAGAAUUCUAGACAGAAAAAUAACCCAAAGGAUAUCUUUUGACUAUCAUACCCUUCGACUAUAUUCUUGAAUCAGAGAGUUACAAUAGGCUAGGAAGAAUAUUAAGACUUGGGAAAUUUUAUAGGAUGGUUAAACUAAUAAGACUACUCAGAAUUGGAAAAGUAGUAAAAUAUGAAUCUCUCUUUUAGUAGUUUGUUCAUAGGUUGUUUCAAUUAACUAUUGGUUAUGAGAGGCUACUAUUUUUGCUAAUCAUGUUUUUGACUCUUUGCCAUAUUGCAACAUGUCUCUAGAUAUUCAUUGCAAAAUUGGAAGAAAAUUAAAAAUAGUCUUGGAUUUUUAAAAGCAAUUUUGAAGAUUUUGGAGAUUAUGAGUUAUAUAUAACUGCCUUUUAUUACACUGUAACAACAAUAGUAACUGUAGGAUAUGGAGAUAUUACUGCGAAAACUGUAAGUGAAAAGUUAGUUUCAAUCUGCCUAAUGAUUAUUGGUGUUGUCUCAUUUUCCUAUGCAUCUGGAAUACUAACUAAUAUAAUCAAUAAUCAAGAUUCAAACUCUGCUGAGUUAGUGUAGAAAAUACAUACUCUAUAAGUGAUAAAAUAGAAAUAUAAAAUAAAGCCAGAGUUGAUUAAAAAAAUCAAGGAUUGGUUAAAAUAUUACCACUAAAAAACUCUUUUUGAUGUUACUGCUUUUAUGGAUGAUCUUCCAAAUGGACUGAAAACAAAAUUAGCUGUUGAAGCUAAUCAUUAACUCUGCGAUUCUAUUGAUUUCCUGAAAAGAUAAGACUAGCAAUUUAUUCUCUGGGUUUUUCCUCUCCUUAAACCAUUUUUCGUGCCAUAAUAUGACUAUAUCUACAAAGAUGGUGAUGAAAUAUUAGAAAUUUAUUUCUUGGAGAGCGGAGAAGCUGCAUUUGUUCUUUAAAAAUUCAUUGAUGACAUCUAUAUUAAUAUAGAAUAGGGUAAUUAUUUUGGAGAUAUUGACCUUGUUUAUGAUCCAAGAAUACUAGAAAGAAAAAGAUUAAAAUAGACCAACAUUUCAAGCUCAUCACAUUAAAGCGAUUAUACUAAAAGUAUCAUAUCUGAAAAAUAUUUUAAAAACAAAUAUUUCUCUUAAGAACUAGAAGAAAAUCCAACACCAUAAAGAAGUUAAUCUUCUAUUUCAAAGAGAAAAAGUUCCUACCCAGACCUAUAUUAAAAAAGUAAACAAAAGAAAAUCUAUGAAUCUGCCAAUUAAAACUAUUAGAAAAAAAGUUACAAGGAAAAUAAGAAUUAAAUUACUAAGAAUGAUCACUUGAAUAAAGAUAAUAAUACAGCGGAUUUAGGAGAAAGAGUUGAUAAAAUAGAAAUUUUAGUUAAAAAUUUGUUGAGUAAUGUUGGCAAAGUUUAUAAUGCUAUAAUAGAAAUAAGAGAUAAAGCAGUUUGA
Molecule: messenger RNA, 2124 nt
Organism: Stylonychia lemnae
Lineage: Eukaryota; Ciliophora; Spirotrichea; Sporadotrichida; Oxytrichidae
Source: the annotation of a GenBank genome assembly